This is a messenger RNA of Aspergillus alliaceus, 1449 nucleotides long. Its product is annotated as cytochrome P450. The record is from RefSeq and is a predicted model, not a curated record. Gene Ontology annotation, molecular function: iron ion binding; heme binding; monooxygenase activity. NCBI's taxonomy places the organism in Eukaryota, Fungi, Ascomycota, Eurotiomycetes, Eurotiales, Aspergillaceae. The transcript is spliced from 9 exons. The coding region runs from base 1 to 1449 and encodes 482 amino acids.
AUGCUGCAACAGGUCGACGUCCCAUCCGUCGGUAAACAUGGUAUCCUUGGUUCAUGGGUUACUGCGUUCCAAUGGCAACACAAAGCACGCAGCCUGAUCCAGGAAGGGUAUGAAAAGCAUGGAGACUACGCCUUUAAGGUUGCGACCCCCAGCCGCUGGGAAGUAUUCAUCUGCAAUGAGAAGAUGAUCAAAGAGUACAAAAGCCUGAUGGACAACCAGUUCUCGGCCAAUGCAGUCACUGCAGAUAUGUUCCAAACCAGGUGGACAGCCCCCGGCGCAGCAGAAGGGGUUCAUAAAAUCCCCGUUCCACUCCUUUCGAAGGGCCUGACCUGGCAGCGCAAUCGGUCCACCGCUGCGGACGAUCCCUACUUUAGUGAAUUUGUUACGGAGUUUCUGCACGCGUGGGAGGCGGAGGUCAAAAUUGCCAGUAACGGACCAUACGAUUUUUGUUGUUUCGAGACUGGGACGAGGAUUGUCGCACAUCUUACGGCCAAGUCUUUGGUGGGGUAUCCGCUAUGCCGCGACCCAGAAGUCAUCGAGCUCUUUGCCCAGUAUGGCAACGCGGUGCCAACAAGCGGGUUCUUCAUUGCGAUGUUCCCUGGCUUUUUACGGCCUUUCGUAGCCAAGUUCUGCGAAGCCCCACGGAUAUCGGCCCGGCUGGAUACAAUCUUUCUGAACGAAAUGAAGGAGCGACAUCUGCACCCCGGAGGCGAAGCAAGUGAUAUCAUGAGCUGGCUCUGGCACUGGACACGGCAAAAUGAGCCGGGCAAAUAUAGCGAACUCGAUAUUGCUCGAUCUAUCACUUCCGCAGUGUUUGGGGCGAUUCACACAACAACGCAGGUUCUCGUGCACUGUCUAUUCGAACUCGCCACUCGGCCCGAAUACAUUGAUCCGCUGAGGAGCGAGGCGCAGCAGGCGUUUGAUCGUCACGGAGGGUGGAAGAAGGAUACAAUUGAAUCCAUGCUCAAGAUUGACAGUUUUAUCAAAGAAUGCCAACGCUGGAAUCCCCUUGACUCAGGGUCACUGGCAAGAUGCGCCACAAAGGAUUUCACUUUUAGCACCGGGCUAAAGGUUCCGAAAGGCACUUAUGUUUUCGCACCGAACGCGCCGAUCUUGUUUGACGAGAGAAACUAUCCUAAUGCGCAUGAGUUCGAUGGAUACCGAUUCUAUCGGCUUGGGCAACAAACGGGCAAACCGCAGGACUUCCGGUUUGUGGCGACGAACUCCAAGUAUCUGCAAUUUGGUGAUGCAAGACACACCUGUCCGGGUCGGUACAUGGCCGCGGACGAGAUUCGCCUCAUGCUGGGCUACAUUUUGCUUCAUUACGACAUCACACCCAAGGAUAACAGGGGACGCCCGAAGAACUGGUUUUUCAAGAAGAUUCUAUUCCCGGAUAUGAAGGGAUUGGUUGUUCUGAGGGUGCGAUCAGCACGCGGCUUCCACACAUAG